AAGUGCACUGCUCUUGAGUACCUUUUACACAGUCUAUGUGUGGAGUUACAGAAACUUUCGUUGAUGUUUGGUUCCAGUAUGGACAGAUUUUGGAUUUGAAAAUUUCUUUGGAAGAAGCAAAAAGGUUUUUAUUUUGUUUCUCUUGUGGGUACAUGGACAACAAUAGAUACAGUCUACAGGGGAUAUACUGGUGUGCAUUAAUGGGUGCCAGUUCAACAGGGAGCAGUGAAGGGGUGGAACGUCUGCUUUCUGUUGGUCACCAUUUGCUUUGAUAUAAAACCGUCAGGCCUUAUCUUCUCCGUAAUAUAAAGUUCAGCACUGCCUCUGUGAAAGUUUUUAGGGGAAAGCUCUGCAGGCGUCAUUUCUCUUACCUCAUCGAAGAACCCAGCAGUGUCGCAAACCACAUAGAGACAAGCACCAUGAAGUCCCGCGCAGAGCAAACUUUCUUCUAUCUAAUGUCUGUGUUAUUUCUCUGUGUUGCUGCAGACCUGCAAGCACCUGAUGUUCACACAAAGCUCGGGAGCCUGAGAGGUCAGUAUGUGGCUGUAAAGGGAAAGGAGACUGGCGUCUAUGCCUACCUGGGUGUUCCAUUUGCCAAGCCGCCUGUUGGGCCUGCUCUGAGACUGGCUGCACCCCAGCCUGUAGAGGGAUGGGAAGGAGUGAGAGAUGCCACCCAGCAGCCGCCCUUGUGUAUUCAACAUAGACAGUUUUCUUUAGAUCUGAUGGAAAAAUUCGGCAUGGUGGUAGAUCUCCCAGAAAUUUCAGAGGACUGCCUUUACCUCAACAUUUACACUCCUGCAAACAGAGCUCACAAUGCCAAGCUCCCAGUCAUGGUCUGGAUCCAUGGUGGAGGUUUUGGUAUUGGGUCAGCUUCCACAUAUGAUGGAUCAGCCCUGGCUGCUUACCAGGAUGUGGUUGUGGUUGUGAUCCAGUAUCGCUUGGGACUUCUAGGCUUUCUCAGCACUGGAGAUGAGCACAUGUCAGGAAACUUUGGCCUGUUGGACCAGGUUCAGGCUCUGAGGUGGACCCAGCAGCACAUUCAUAACUUUGGGGGAGACCCAGGUUCAGUUACCAUAUUUGGGGAGUCUGCUGGCGGAGCGAGCGUUUCCCUCCUGCUUCUGUCACCGCUGUCUGAUGGCCUGUUCCACUAUGCCAUCGCUGAGAGUGGCACUGCUGCAAUGGAUUCACUCGUUUCAAGUGAUCCCCUUCCAGUGACACAGAUGGUUGCAAAUGCAUCUGGCUGUAGCCUCGAAAGCACAGAGGAGAUCGCUGAUUGCAUGAGGAGCGUCGAUAUUGACACUAUUGUAACUCUUGGACAGGAUCCAAAAUUGAGAAUAACUGUUAACAUGGAUGGACAUUUCCUGACAAAACCUGUGGAUGAGCUGUUCCGUACACAUGAACUUCUUACUGUACCGUUCAUGACUGGUGUUAAUAAUGAUGAAGGGGGCUGGUUACUUCCUAGUUUUAUGGCUCCUCCAAACUGGACAGAGGGAAUGGAUCGGGAGCAUAUCAUGAACGUGAUGUACAUGUUCUACCCUGAUCCUGAUGAUGCCAUGUUCAGAGAUCUCUUGGUAGAUGAAUAUAUUGGAGCCGGUGAAGAUCGUGUGAAAAAUAGAAACGGAUUCACUGAGAUUCUUGGAGAUAUGAUGUUCAUCUUUCCAGCAAUUAAAACUGCUAAUGCCCACAGAGAUGCAGGUGCCACUGUGUACCUGUAUUACUACCAGCAUGCUCCCAAACUCCUGCAGGGAAAAAGGCCGAGCUAUGUUGGGAGUGACCACGGAGAUGAAAUCUUUUCAGUAUUUGGAUACUGCUUCACAAGUACUCAUAUCAAAAUAACUGAUGCAUGCUCUGAAGAGGAGGAACAGCUGAGCAGGGCUAUGAUGAGCUACUGGGGAAACUUUGCUCGCACAGGGUCUCCUAAUGGGGACGGUCUUGUCCACUGGCCAAAGUAUGGAGCAGAAGAAGACUACUUGUCAAUUGAUGCAAAUGAGCAGGUACCUGGUCAGCACCUGAAGAAGGAGCGGUUUGUCUUCCUGACUCAGACUCUGCCGGAGAAGAUCCGACAACACAAAGAGAAGAUGGAGCGCACCGAGCUGUAGAAUAGUCACCUCUACUUUCUCCCUUUAUCAAUUUACUAUUGAGUCCAUUUGUGUAUGUGUGUAUCUUUGUGUUUUGGGUUUGUAGUACAUGUUCACUUGUUUAAAUGUAAAAAAAAAAACACAUUCUUUUCUUCAUGUCUGUUUAAAUAUAGCUACUGUCACCCUUUGUCAAAAAAUGCUCCAAUUUAAGCACCUGUCUUUUACAACCACCCUUUUCCAUAAGAUGUCCCCUUUAAAGCUGAGUGAAUACUUUUAAUAGCCACUGUGUAUUUUGAACAUCUAUUUGAAUCAGAGCAGAUAGCUUCUGGGAAAACUGUUACAAAAUAUGUAGUGAAAGGUCAUUUUUAGUCAUGUGAUACCACUACUGUAUUUUCACACAUAUUAACACCUGAAUAAUCUAAAUUUAAAAAAAAUAUUUCUUCUGAAGCUGUGAAAUGUUGUACUACUCAGUUGUGUGUUGUCUGUGGAAACCCUGAGAGCCAGUGAGAUAAAAAAUUCUGCUGAUGCAUUUUGUCUUAACAUUUCUCUCGUUAUAUUGAAUCAAGGACAGGUGAAAAAAAGUUAUGGCAGGCGAUUUAUUAUUAUAUAUAUUUUUUUUUUGUCAAUCAGUGUUCUAAGUCUUGUUGUUGUAAUACUAAUUUUGGCCACAAGAAGCUGAAGUGCAGCAAUACUCUAUUCCAAAUAGGACUAAAUGCAUAUUUCAAGUUUUCUAUCAGAGGAGUUAAUUUAUCCAUGCACUCGCAACAAGAAAAAAAAAUAUCCUCGCAAAAAACAACAUUUGCUUCUACAAUAAAAAAAACCUGUCAAGAAGUGUUAAACAUGGGAGAGAAAAUUUAUAUCAGACUUAAAAAAUGGAUCAGAUUUCUUACUUGCCUGCCACUCAGGGCUUCUGUAGUUUUUUUGUAUCCCUGACUCAAUAUUGUCCAACAAUCUUAUUCUUGUUUACACAGAUGAACACCCACAAAAAACAAAAAAUACACACACUCACACUGGGCAUUAGUAUGACAGGGACAUGGACCGUGGUUAACAGACUAACUUUUAAUCUGGUUUCUUUAUAGGUCUAACACUGUAUGACACUGUAUGAGGUGAACAUGUUUGCUUUAGGCCGACACUGACAGUCAAACUGCAAACUGCAUUACACUAUAAUUAAAUUCAAGUGUGGCAGUGGAAGGAGAUAAUCCUUUUAGGUGAUUGGUUCGAACAGCUUUGCAAUGGGUUAAACAUUCAAACCAUACAAAUAACAGAUCUGACAGAAAAGGUUCUUUUCAGUUUUGUAUUUUUAUUACUGAGAAGAGCGCUUAAGCUGAAAAGCUCCCUGAAGUCCGAUGUGAGCAGUUCAAUAGGUCAAACUUAGAUCUUUUUUUUUUUUUCACAAAAUCAGGCGUAUCGCACUGAAAAUAGUACAAAGCAACACUUUUUGAAGGCAAAUCAUUCAAAUAGCUGGAUACAGAGGGCUUACAUAUGGGGGAAUUAAAAUAAAUUACGCUAAAUUGCAGAAGAAUUCAAUAAAAUGUGAAAAAAAUUAAGUUGAUGAUGCUUUAGCAGACACUUUUUAUUUUUGCAAAUGUUCGUAAAGCUGCAGUCUGAUAUAAAAGUGCUGGCCAGUGGUUUUAAAUGAUUCAAUAUACUUCCCAGAAAAGUGCACUUGGAGUAAGAAAGCUACUGGGCAACACCACCAGGCUGUAAUGAGCCAUACAGACACUUACUUGGUACCUUGAGAUGCACUUUGAGCUGUUAGUUAGUAUAAUGUUCAGCUAGCCUGGUCUCAAGUUCAAAAGGAGUUGGAAAACUGGAGGGAAUAGCUUUGCAGGUAUAAAGCCAGGCAAACAUUACGUCAGCCAGUGAAACAAACAAAUGCAAUACAUUUCAAAGGUAAGAGAAGUUUCUGUUUCAGACCAUCAUUAUAGAAGCACAUAAACUGUAUAAUUCAGAUAGUUUGAUCAGCUUAUGUAUAGGUUACGUUAUUCUAUUGCAGUACAAUACAUCUUUCCAUCUUACAUAAUAUAAUAUCAAGUGUGAUGACGGAUAUGUUUGAUGUAGAACCAUGAGAGCAUAUCAUUAUCUCUAAGUUCAAAGGGCCAGAACUGGCUGAUGUAGCUACAAUGUUUGAUAAGACAGCAAAUCAUCUCUUGUCAAUGGUUUGAAAAUUACCCAGUUGUAAAACUCACUCAGUAUUUCAAUUGGCUAAAAUCAACGUAACUUCAUACAUUUUUGUUAUACACAUAAAUACUUCAGUUCGGUUUUUCACUGACUUGUGGCGAAGAGAAAAACACCUGAGAAGUCUGUUUUAAAGCAAAAAAAAAAAAAAAGCAAGGCAUGCUGCUUAAUGAAAGUAAAA
Messenger RNA from Centropristis striata (black sea bass), 4437 nucleotides. RefSeq names its product fatty acyl-CoA hydrolase precursor, medium chain-like. Gene Ontology annotation, molecular function: hydrolase activity. The transcript has 13 exons. The record is from RefSeq and is a predicted model, not a curated record. Lineage: Eukaryota; Metazoa; Chordata; Actinopteri; Perciformes; Serranidae. Bases 420 to 2099 code for a protein of 559 amino acids.